Entelurus aequoreus (snake pipefish) is the source of this 996-nucleotide messenger RNA. RefSeq names its product gastrula zinc finger protein XlCGF8.2DB-like. The transcript has 4 exons. Lineage: Eukaryota; Metazoa; Chordata; Actinopteri; Syngnathiformes; Syngnathidae. Gene Ontology annotation, biological process: regulation of transcription by RNA polymerase II. The coding region runs from base 1 to 996 and encodes 331 amino acids. The record is from RefSeq and is a predicted model, not a curated record. Gene Ontology annotation, molecular function: DNA-binding transcription factor activity; RNA polymerase II cis-regulatory region sequence-specific DNA binding.
AUGGAGCAGAAGAGGUCACAGCACCUCCACGUGAAAGAAGAGGAGCCAUAUUCCCCCCACUUUAAAGAUGAAGAAAAACAGCGGCCGUCCCCGCACUUCAUAGAGGAAGACAAGAGACACCUCAUCAGUGUGAAGAGUGAAAAAUGUGGUAAAAGAUUUUUAAGAAAUCAAAGUUUAAAAGCACACAUGAGAACACACACUGGAGAAAAACCUUUUUCAUGUUCAAUCUGCGAAUGUGGUAAAGGUUUUGUAAGAAAUCAAAGUUUAAAAGUACACAUGAGAACACACACUGGAGAAAAACCUUUUUUUUGUUCAAUCUGCUGUAAAGAUUUUACUCAAAAGCACCAUUUCAAAGCACACAUGAUAAUACACACUGGAGAAAAACCAUACUCAUGUUCAAUCUGCAGUAAAGGUUUUACUCGAAGGGACCAUUUCAAAAAACACAUGAGAACACACACUGGAGAAAAACCUUUUUCAUGUUCAAUCUGCUGUAAAGAUUUUACUCAAAAGCACCAUUUCAAAGCACACAUGGGAAUACACACUGGAGAACAACCUUUUUCAUGUUCAAUCUGCAGUAAAGAUUUUACUCGAAGGGACCAUUUCAAAAAACACAUGAGAACACACACUGGAGAAAAACCUUGUUCAUGUUCAAUCUGUGGUAAAGAUUUUACUCAUAAGCACAAUUUCAAAGCACACAUGAGAAUACACACUGGAGAACAACUUUUUUCAUGUUCAAUCUGCGGUAAAGAUUUUACUCAAAGGGACCAUUUAAAAAAACACAUGAGAACACACACUGGAGAAAAACAUUUUUUAUGUUCAAUCUGCGGUAAAGAUUUUACUCUAAAGAACCAUUUCAAAGCACACAUGAAAAUACACACUGGAGAAAAACGUUUUUCAUGUUCAGUAUGUUGUAAAAGUUUUAUACAUAGACAGCAUUUGAAAAGACACAUGAUAACACACACAGGAGAUGAUCCAGAAACUGGAACCUCCCACUAG